UAUAUCAUCAACAAACAACAAGCAAGUUAUCCAACAACUUGAAUCCUUUCAAACAUAUUCAGGUUCAGGGAGCAUCAAAAGAGUUUCAAACUUUACUAAAAGAGAUGGCGUUGAUGAGAAGAAGUCUACUGGGUGCAAAGAAGAUUAUUGGCCUCUAUACCGCAGAAGCUUCUACGAGCAAGAGGACAGUCUCAUUGGUGCAAAAAGGGUUUCUUGCGGUGUACGUAGGAGAGAGUCAGAAGACGAGAUAUGUGGUGCCGCUCUCAUACUUGAGUCAGCCUUCGUUUCAAGCUCUUCUUAGUAAAUCCGAGGAAGAGUUUGGUUUUGAUCACCCGGGCUGCUUGACCAUUCCUUGCCCCGAAGACACAUUCAUCAAUGUGACUUCUCGGAUCCAAUGAUGAUGAUAUUGAUUAUUAACCUUUUUUGGAAUUAGAAAUAGAUAUAUUCAUUGGAAAUAUAUAUGACAUUUUCAAUAGUUCUUCUCGAACGAGAUGUUCUAAAAUUUAGAGAAUGAAUGUCAUUUUUACAUAAUAGACACGAUCAUGUCAGUACACUU
Brassica oleracea var. oleracea is the source of this 556-nucleotide messenger RNA. Its product is annotated as auxin-responsive protein SAUR21-like. The coding region runs from base 105 to 398 and encodes 97 amino acids. Gene Ontology annotation, biological process: response to auxin. The record is from RefSeq and is a predicted model, not a curated record. NCBI's taxonomy places the organism in Eukaryota, Viridiplantae, Streptophyta, Magnoliopsida, Brassicales, Brassicaceae. The transcript has a single exon.